AUGAUUUCACAAUGUCGAAAUUUGAAUAAAACAAUUCAAAGAUUGUCAUUGCCAUCAAAUAUAUUUAGAUUACAGUAUUUUUCAACAACAACCUCUAGCACAAUUCCAAAAGUAACCAACAAGAAAUUAAAAGUAACAAUAAAAAAUAAAGAUAAAUUGGAUAUCCCAUUAAAUAAUUUUGUUAAUAAUAAAGAUAAUAACAAUGGACCAUCACUAAAAAUCAAUUAUGUUGGUGGUGAACUUGAAAAUAAUCCAACAACAUCAUCAUCAUCACCUGUACAAACAUCUUCAAAAUCAUCACCACAAUCUACAACAACAUUUAAAAAUAAUAAUAUUAAUAAUAAUAAUAAUAAUAAUAAUAAUAAUAAUAAUAAUAAUAAUAAUAAUAAUAAUAAUAAUAAUAAUUAUAAUAAUAAUAGUAAUGAAAAUAAUUCAUCAACAUUUGUAUCAUCACAUUAUAAAGUAAAUGAAGAAUCAAUGUUAUCAUAUUUAGAUAGAAAGAAAUUAGUAUAUAAAAUAAUUGGUAAACAAAUCAUUGUUAAAGAGUGUCCAUUAUGUCAUGAUACAAAAGGUAAAUUUGAUAAUUUUUGGAAAUUAUAUAUUUCAAGAGAAACAGCUGCUUUCUUCUGUCAUAGAUGUGGUUGUAAAGGUUCAUGGAUUGAUUUAAAGGUAAAUUUAGGUGAUUUAUCAUUAGAUCAUUCAAAUCAUAAACCAAUAAUAAAAUCACCAACAACAACAUCAACAAAUAAAACAUCAAAUAAUGAAACUGAAGAAUCAACAAUUAGUAUUGCAGAUUUAAAAAAGAUGUUAAAUUAUUCAAAUGAAUUAAAUAAUCAUCAAGAUGUAAUAAAGAAAUUAACAGGUAAAGAAAAAGGGGAGAGAGGAUUAUCAAAAGAGGUAUUAGAAUUUUAUAAAGUUGGUGUAACAAGUCAACAAUUCUUUUUUAAUGAUGAAUGGCAAGAACAUAAAUGUAUAACAUUCCCAUGGACUACAUUGGAUAAAAAAGGUAAUAUUCAAGUACAUCGUUGUAAAUUAAGAUCAACCAAAGAGAAAUCAUUACAAAGAAUUGAACCAAAAGGUGGUAAAUGGGGAUUCUUUGGUUGGCAUACAAUACCAUCCGAUGCAAAGGAGAUUAUCCUAACAGAGGGUGAAUAUGAUGCAAUGGCAGUUUAUCAAGAAACUGGUAUUCCCACAAUUUCAUUACCAAAUGGUGCAAAUAGUUUACCAAUUGCUCUAUUACCCCUAUUGGAAAGAUUUGAAAAGAUUUAUCUUUGGAUGGACGAUGACGUACCCGGUAUGGAAGGUGCUGCAAAAUUCUCAGAGAAAUUAGGAAUUCAACGUACUUUUAUAGUUUCAACCAAACAAAAUGAUCCAAAUGGUCCAAAAGAUGCAAACGAUGCAUUAUUGGCUGGCAAAGAUUUAAAAGCGAUUUUAUCAACAGCUGCCAAUAUACCACAUGAUCAAAUUUGUGAUUUCAGUGAUGUAAGAUCAAUAAUACAUAAUGAAUUAAAGGAUCCUCUAUCGGUUAUUGGUAAACAAAGUAAAUGGUUCCCUUCAUUUAAUAAAGUUUUAAAAGGUCAUAGAAAGGGAGAGUUAACCAUUUUCUCUGGUCCAACUGGUAUUGGUAAAACAAGUGUAUUAUCCCAAUUAUCUUUGGAUUUCUGUUCACAGGGUACUAGAACACUUUGGGGUAGUUUUGAAUUAAAAGUACCAAGAUUGGCCAGAAAAAUGUUAUCACAAUUUUCAAAUUGUAAUUUAGAUAAACAUGUUGAAAAUUAUCAAGAAAUAGCAGACAAUUUCUCAAAUAUGCCAAUGUAUUUCCUUAGAUUCUUUGGUUCAACUCAAGUUGAUAAAGUAAUAGACGCUAUGGAAUAUGCUGUUUACGUUCAAGAUGUUGAACAUAUAGUUUUAGAUAAUUUACAAUUCAUGUUGGGUUCUCAAGCUAAAGGUAUUGAAAGAUUUGAAAUUAUGGAUGAUUCAAUUGAAAAACUUCGUAAAUUCGCUUCUCAAAAAAAUGUACAUAUCACUUUAGUAAUUCAUCCAAGAAAACAAGAUAUCGAUCAAGUACUAAACAUUAAUGAUAUCUUUGGUACUGCUAAAGCUACUCAAGAAGCUGAUAAUGUUAUCAUUUUACAAAAUUCUAAAAAUAAUCAACGUUAUUUAGAUAUUAAAAAGAAUCGUUUCUCUGGUGAUCUUGGUAUAAUUCCUUUAUCUUUUGAAAAAGAAACAAAUAGAUUUAGUGAAUCAAAUGAAUUUGAUAAUAAUAAUUUAAAUAAUAAUAAUAAUAAUAAUAAUAAUAAUAAUAAUAUAAAUUUAUAA
This is a messenger RNA of Dictyostelium discoideum AX4, 2319 nucleotides long. Its product is annotated as T7-like mitochondrial DNA helicase. Gene Ontology annotation, cellular component: alpha DNA polymerase:primase complex. Lineage: Eukaryota; Evosea; Eumycetozoa; Dictyosteliales; Dictyosteliaceae. Bases 1 to 2319 code for a protein of 772 amino acids. Gene Ontology annotation, molecular function: DNA binding; nucleotide binding; single-stranded DNA binding. Gene Ontology annotation, biological process: DNA replication; DNA replication, synthesis of primer. The record is from RefSeq and is a predicted model, not a curated record. The transcript has a single exon.